This is a messenger RNA of Myotis davidii, 2233 nucleotides long. It is a transcript of the gene SH2D4B, whose product is annotated as SH2 domain containing 4B. The coding region runs from base 554 to 1849 and encodes 431 amino acids. Gene Ontology annotation, cellular component: cytoplasm. The record is from RefSeq and is a predicted model, not a curated record. Lineage: Eukaryota; Metazoa; Chordata; Mammalia; Chiroptera; Vespertilionidae. The transcript is spliced from 8 exons.
GCUGGCUGGCUGCUCUGGCCUGUUUGAAAUUGGCUCUAAAGACGUGGAAUUAGUAGGCAAAGUCGCCUCCGCCUCCUCCUCUUACCUGCGGAGGAGAGAUCGGUUCCUGGCUGGCCGGGGCAGUGUCAUCGAUACAGCUGGUGUCAUCGUUACCUUCCACUAACAGAUCACUCGACACCCGUGGCCCCGGCAGGGCUGUGCCUGGCGCUGUCCCGGGAGCUGGAGCUUUGACCCUCCCAUUGCCCUGAACCCCAGGCCAGCCGGCAAGGCGCUGCUGCGAUGCGGCGCUUGGAGACCCAGCAGGACUAGAUUGUUCCCGGUACCUGCCUCCCCUUAGGGACCCAGCCGCCUCUCGGCUUCCUGCUGCCUGGCUGGCCAGGCCCGUUGCUGUCCGGGCAGAGGAGAUGAGUUUGCUGCUUGCUGGGAGCUGAGGCAGUGACAUGCUGCUCAGAGAAGGGGCUCUUGGGGAGGCCCUGGAGUGAGGAGCCGGGUGAGGAGCAGCCCGGGGUGCCCGGCCGUCCGGGCUUUGCUGGUGUGGGCACCGGGUGGCAACAUGCUGCAGCAGAUCCUGCACGACAUGUACAUCGACCCCGAGCUCCUGGCCGAGCUCAGCGACGUGCAGAAGCACAUCCUCUUCUACAAGAUGCGCGAGGAGCAGCUGCGGCGCUGGCGGGAGCGCGAGGCCUGGGAGGCCCUGGCCCAGGCGGAGGGCCUCAGGCCCCCGAAGGUCAAGCGAGCGAGUGACAAGCACAUCCAGUGGCUGCUGGGGGAAGAUGGCGAGGUCUGGGUCUGGGUCAUGGGAGAAGGCCCCGGCGACAAGCCCUAUGAAGAGAUCUCUGAGGAGCUGAUUGCAGAGAAGGCACGGCUGCAGGCACAGAGGGAGGCCGAGGCGCUCUGGAGACAGAAGGAGGCAGAGAUCACCAAGAAGUUCCGGGAUGCUCUGGCCAAUGAGAAAGCCCGGAUCAUGGCGGAGAAGUGGAAAGUGGAGAUGGAGGACCGCAAGGCUGCCAAGGCCCUGGAGGAGCGCAUUCACGAAGAAUUCAGGAGGAAAGAGGAAGAGGAGCGGAAGCGAGGAGAAGAGCAGAUCCGCCGCCAGGAGGAGCAGAGGGCCAGGGAGCUGUACUGGACGCUGAAGCAGGCCCAACUGCAGAGCCAGGCCAGCGAGAAGGAGGAGCGCGAGUGGGAGGAGCAGCUGCGUCGGUCCAAGGCCGCUGACGAGGAGAGAAGGCGCCGAGCCCAGCGCGCCCGGGACGAGUACCGGCGCCUUUCGCUUCGUGCCAUCCAGAAGGGUACCGUCGCUGGCCUCAGCUUCAUGUUCCAAGAGCUUGGCCAGACCCAUGAGCAGGAGGCCAGACUCUACCACCACUUUCCGGGCCCAGGGCCGCUGCUGCCCCUUGCGGUGCCUGUCAGGACUUGGGAGCGCCCUCUGCGUCCUGUCUCCAGAGAAAUCAUAGUCCGCUGGUUCAAGGAGGAGCAGCUGCCUCGCCAAGCUGGCUUCGAGAGGAACACCAAAGCCAUCGCCCCCUGGUUCCAUGGAAUCAUUAGCCGAGAGGAUGCAGAAGAUCUCCUCGAGAACAUGACCGAGGGAGCGUUUCUGGUCCGGGUCAGUGAGAAAAUCUGGGGCUACACCCUCUCCUACCGCCGGCAGACGGGGUUCAAGCACUUCCUGGUGGAUGCCUCCGGGGACUUCUACAGCUUCCUGGGAGUGGACCCCAAUCGCCAUGCCACGCUCACCGAUCUCAUUGAUUUCCACAAGGAAGAAAUCAUCACUGUUUCAGGAGGAGAGCUGCUGCAGGAGCCCUGUGGCCAGAGGGACAGCCCGCCAGACUACCAUCUGCUGUUUGAAUGACGUUUUCCCCUUAGCCACUGGACUCCUUUAGGUAUUCUUUUUUGAACCCAAAAACUUCUCAGCUCAAAUCCCUAUGGCCUUCUGGAAGAUUCACCACCAUCCAGAGGAUUAAGUAGAUUAGAAUGUCUCAAGAGAUAUGGAAGAUAUGGCCUAUUGUGCUGCCGGCCCCUGUCCCAUUGCCCAGGGCAGAAAUGGCUACUAGUUGAUGCAGAUCUUUCAUGAUGAGUUUGGAUAGGUUGUCAGAAGAUGAAGCCUAUUUGUUGUGGCUGCUCUAAACUCAGCUCCCAGAGCCCAUGGAUCAUGUUUUUAUAAUCCAAAAUAAUGCCAGUGCCGAACUCUGAAUUCAACAUAUGGUGUCCAUUCAAUAAACGUUUGUUGAAUGAA